AUGAGCUCACACAGGCUGCGGAUGAGGAAAAGCGUGAAAGGUAAGCUGGCGAUUUCUUUUCUCUGAGUAGACUCAUUUUAACUCCAAGGACGGUCAGAAAAAAAAAAGUUAUAUCAACCACGUGACUAGUUUAAUCAGUGGCGUAGCUGGUGGGUGCGGGAGGAGGGGUCCGGACCACACCGGGGUGACACCACCUCAAGGGCGUCACCGAAUUGAAAAAACUUCCUACUUACAGAGCACACUCUGCUAGGUCUAACCGAAAUUGAAUAGAAGGAUAAAUUAUGAUCACACGAUGGGGUGACACCAUGAGUUUAGUGCACCGGAUGACACCAACCCUAUCUACGCCACGGGUUUUAAUCAUAGUUAUACAUUCAUAUAAAGAAGCGAUAACUGACCUAAAACAGUUUGUUUUUGUUUGAUUUUUAUUUUACAAUGGCUUCUAUGCAUUUGGUUUGUGUUGAUACAUACAUGAGCGCUCAACCAAAGCUGUUCAGAACUAUUGAUUAAUGACGCCUCUCUUGCUACUUCUCUCCAGCUAUCUUCUUCAGAUCUUCACCAAACCAAUUUUCAAAGCCGACCCAUUUUUCUUGGAGCUCAUCCAGAGGGAGGGUGCUACGGGAUUCGGGUCUGGCAAUAUUGCUGCCCUCUACCGGUCAGUCCAGGCCUACAUUGUCGGCUAGGGCCAGAGUCGCACAAAAUAAAAGGAGUUUUAAUGGAUUAAUUUUUGUGUGUAGCCCCACCACACUUUUUAAAGUUGAAACACCUGAGAUGGUUCAGAUAAUGCUACAUUGUGUCAUCAAGUUAAUUAAGACAUUUAUUACUUCAGGGCACCUCAUACAACCAAAUAAGCUACAAUCUUUU
Lymnaea stagnalis (great pond snail) is the source of this 861-nucleotide messenger RNA. Lineage: Eukaryota; Metazoa; Mollusca; Gastropoda; Lymnaeidae. The record is from the annotation of a GenBank genome assembly.